Messenger RNA from Ipomoea nil (Japanese morning glory), 2297 nucleotides. Its product is annotated as homeobox protein ATH1. The record is from RefSeq and is a predicted model, not a curated record. Lineage: Eukaryota; Viridiplantae; Streptophyta; Magnoliopsida; Solanales; Convolvulaceae. Gene Ontology annotation, molecular function: RNA polymerase II cis-regulatory region sequence-specific DNA binding; DNA-binding transcription factor activity, RNA polymerase II-specific. The coding region runs from base 348 to 2135 and encodes 595 amino acids. Gene Ontology annotation, biological process: regulation of transcription by RNA polymerase II. The transcript is spliced from 5 exons.
GUUAAAAAAGAGGGGAAAAGGGAACUCCUUUGGUUUGCACUUUGUUUAGAGAAAGAAGAAAGGGAAACCAUCCAAUGAUUUGUUGUGAUUCCACCACAUUGGCUUGUUUUGGCAUCUUUGAGGAAGCUUAUUAUAUUUAUAUUUAGUGACAAUAUCAACCCAACAGAGAGUCUACAAAUUUCUGGGAAAAAGGAAAAAAAAACCAGCAAAGGGUAUCCAUCCUAGGUGAGGAGGCUGCUCUACAACAAAGUUUAAGGUUUUACUGUAAGAGUGACAAUCUGUGAAAUGGCGAAAUUCUGCGAUAUCUAGCGUUUUAGUUGCUUCUGCUUGUCAUUUUUAUUCACGGAAUGACACGAAAGGAUAUGGUGGUAAGUAGGCCAAUAGAUAUGGCAGACCAUAGUUCUAUUGUUGCAGAUGAAUAUUUGUUGCCCCCGACAAACUUUGUGUCGAUUGGCUGUCCCGAUUGGAUCAAUCUAAGCAACCAAAACGAGAACCAAAAUGAGAACCAAAUCAUGGAUGGACAUGGAAUUUCUCUUCCUUCGGUGCUGCAAGGUGAAGCAAUGAACAGCUUUAUGAGCGUGGCGAAUUUCAGUCAGCCCGUUAAUUGUGAGACAGUUAAAGAUUUAUCGGUUGCCAGUUUGUAUCCAAUCAACGGUGCUCCUCAAAUACAGAAUGAUUUUCGGGAGAGGACACCACUGUCAGCUGUAUCCCUCGCGUACCUUUUGGCUGCGAGAAAUGGAGCAUAUGAAAAUCCCGAGAAGUUUGAAGCCUCUGCCACGUUACCAUAUUCAACGCAAGUCACGAGAGGUUUAGGUUCGAAUAGCUAUUCUGAUAUUUUCAAUCCCUCGUGUGGGUCUCUUGCGAACCAUGAAUUCAGUGUGUUGCCGGUUGAUAUGAGCAGAAAAUGUGAUUUCGAUAAGCCAGAAAUCAUGGGGACAGUCAUGGGAAGAACGACGGGGUCUCAACCGUUCCCGUUACCCGGGAACAUCAAUCCCGGGGUGUGGUUCUCAGCAGAAAGAGCGAGUUCGAGUUCUAGUAGCCCAUCGGGCUCGUCCAGAUUUAGUAACGAGCUGUCCCUUAGUCUCACCACAACCCCGCCACAGGUUGCCUGUGGGACUUCCAUUCAAGACCAGUUUUCGGAGUUAAGUUGUUCUGGUGUAACCAGCAAUCCUUUCCGGGAAAGGCCAUUUGGUGGAUUAGAACAAGCACCUGCUUGCACUGGGAACAAGAAUCUAUCCUUGAACUUCGAUUCGUAUAAGCCAGUCCAACUUUCCCAAUUCUUAUCUGGAUCGAGAUAUCUUGCAGUGAUGCAAGAAAUACUUUCUCAAAUUGCCAAAUAUUCACUUGAGAAUCUUAAUUCAAUAUCCUAUCCAACUAAUUUGACAGAUGACGGUGAGCAUAGUCCAUUUUCUUUGAGCUGCUCUGCUGGAACUGGAAGGGGCGUCGCUGUCUUAGGCUCCGAUCCUUUUCCUUAUGGGGCCCACAGAACUGUAAACCGAGUGGACGCUGAAACAAAGAGAAAGCAUCUCCUGGCUUUGUUACAAGCGGUCGAUGAUCGGUACAGCCAAUGCUUGGAUGAGCUCCACAUGGUGGUCUCUGCAUUCCAUGCUGUUACCGAGUUACAUCAUCCGACUAGUAUACACACUCAUUUUGCCCUGCAAACCGUCUCGUUCUUGUACAAAAACCUGAGGGAGAGAAUUAGCACUUCCAUUCUCGCAAUGGGAGAACAGUAUUCUAGUUCUUCCUCGAGUACCAGAAGUGCGAGGGAGGAGAAAUCAUUCGAAGCGUCUUUCAUCCAGAAGCAGUGGACACUUCAGCAGCUAAGGAAGAAAGACCAUCAGUUAUGGAGACCCCAAAGAGGAUUGCCUGAAAGAUCCGUCUCGGUCUUGAGGGCUUGGAUGUUUCAGAACUUUCUUCACCCAUACCCGAAGGACACAGAGAAGCACUUGCUCGCUGUAAAAAGCGGUCUAACAAGGAGUCAGGUGUCGAAUUGGUUUAUAAAUGCGCGUGUUCGGCUGUGGAAACCAAUGAUUGAGGAAAUGUAUGCGGAGAUGAACAGAAGGAAUCAUCAACAGCAUCAUAAUCAUCAUCCGAAUGAAGAAGAAAUGAAUGGGUGUAGAAAUCAAAGGUGUUAGUGAGCUGAGGGGUAAAGAAAUUAAUGGUAUUAUAACUGUGUAUUAUAUUAUGCCAUUCCAUGCCUGCAUGAGUUGUGCAGAUGAAUGAAAAUAGAGAGAUUCGUUCCUCCACUAUAAUCUAUAAGUUAUCCAUCUAUCUAUCUGUAUAUGCAUGCAUACCAU